UCUUUGGUGAUAAUCCAAACUCAGGCUGGCUGUUUGGGAAAUCUGUUAUUUAGUGAUUUAUUUUAGGGCUGGUCUGGGCUACUUUUUAGUUUUUACACGCCAAAUUCCCCUUGAAUCCCAAAGGAUCGAUCGAUCGAUCGAUCUGCUGUGACCGGGCAGUUGAUCAUCCUCGCGAUCGAUCGAUCUCUAGAUCGUCGUCGUUUCUGGGCAUCAAUCGAUCCGCUGUCUUUGGAACCCUAAUUCGGGAAGGGUAGCUGGGGAGGGAGGGAGGGAGGGAGAGAGAGAUGGUGCUAUCGCAAAAGCUACACGAGGCCUUCAAGGGGACGGUGGAGCGGAUCACGGGGCCGCGUACUGUCUCAGCCUUAAAGGAGAAGGGCGUUCUCAGCGUAUCCGAAUUCGUCGUCGCUGGCGACAAUCUCGUUGCGAAAUGCCCUACCUGGUCUUGGGAGGCUGGCGAGCCGAGCAAAAGGAAGACAUACCUGCCUGCAGACAAGCAGUAUCUCAUAACGAGAAACGUGCCUUGUCUACGGAGGGCUAGUUCGGUGGAAGAAGAAUAUGAUGCUGCUGGAGGAGAGUUUCUUCUUGGUGAUGAUGAUGAUGAUGAUAAUGAUGGUUGGUUGGCAACUCAUGGGAUGCCAAAAGGGACCAGGAGUGCUGAUGAAGAAGUUUUACCUUCCAUGGAAUCUCUAGACAUCCGAAAAGAUGUGGCUAUCAAGUCUAUCCCCUCUUAUUUUGGUGGUGAAGAGGAGGAAGACAUACCUGAUAUGGCUGAUUACGAGGAUUCAGAAAACCUUAUAGAGGCAGAUCCUGCCACCCUCCAGUCAAAGUAUUUGGUUGCAACUGAACCAGAGGAUGAUAACAUUCUUCGGACCCGAACAUAUGAUAUUAGUAUCACGUAUGACAAAUAUUACCAAACUCCUCGCGUAUGGCUAACAGGAUAUGAUGAGUCAAGGGCCCCUUUGCAGCCAGAACUAGUAUUUGAAGAUGUUAGCCAGGAUCAUGCACGGAAAACAGUAACAAUUGAAGAUCAUCCUCACUUGCCAGGGAAGCAUGCAUCUGUACAUCCAUGUCGUCAUGGCGCAGUGAUGAAAAAGAUCAUUGAUGUCCUCAUAUCACGUGGAGUUGAACCAGAAGUUGAUAAGUACCUCUUCUUGUUUCUGAAGUUCAUUGCCUCUGUGGUUCCUACUAUUGAAUACGACUACACCAUGGACUUUGAUCUUGGCAGCUCCAGUCAUUGAUCAAAGUGGUCUGGUAAAUGACAAAGUAUGAAGGCAGACAGAAGUGCAAAUGUCAACUUCUGGGCAAAAUUUGGAUCAUUGUUUAUGCUUGUGAACAUGUGUGAAGCAAUAUGAUACGGUUGCAGUCUUUUAUUUGUUAUAGUUAUUGCCUUCUACAAGUCUGCACCUGGAGUAGAAUCAAGUGUGGGAAUGGGAAUGCAGGUAUGCGAGUGGGGGAGCUACGUUUAUAUUAUUUAAUGUAAUAUUGGAAUAUGGUCAAGCCAGUAAACAUAUAAAACAAGUGAAAGAAAAUGUAUUGACAUGAUGGCGAUAUUUGUAUAUAGUUAAUGUUUUCAAGGUAUCAAUUUCAUAA
This is a messenger RNA of Zingiber officinale, 1590 nucleotides long. RefSeq names its product autophagy-related protein 3-like. The transcript is spliced from 11 exons. The record is from RefSeq and is a predicted model, not a curated record. NCBI's taxonomy places the organism in Eukaryota, Viridiplantae, Streptophyta, Magnoliopsida, Zingiberales, Zingiberaceae. Bases 285 to 1238 code for a protein of 317 amino acids. Gene Ontology annotation, molecular function: Atg8-family ligase activity. Gene Ontology annotation, biological process: nucleophagy; autophagosome assembly; autophagy of mitochondrion. Gene Ontology annotation, cellular component: cytosol; cytoplasmic ubiquitin ligase complex.